AUGACUUUUUUGCCGAUAAUUCUGAUCACGCUGUUUUCCCUGAGCAAUCCUGUUGCCUGUUAUCAUGAUGCCCGUGAUGACAGAAAAAUAACUUUUGAUGAGAGCGAUACGAGCGAUUAUGUUUCUGUUUUGAAAGAAAACGAGUUAUUCAAGUCAAGUGGAAUUUGCGCAGCAGAUAAUCGAUCAUAUUUAGGUCUUUGUGAGUCCAAAAAGCCUGUGAAUAGCCUAUUCGAACUUCAAAGAACAUUAUGUUUCUGUGACGAAGCUUGUCAUUUUUAUCAUGAUUGCUGUUUUAAUCGAGUUUUUCCAAACGAUGAACCGAACUUAAUUUCCUCGUGCAGGACAGUAAGAGAUGAAAAUGGCUCUAGGAUUUCCAUAUAUGUUGUGCAGAAGUGUCAUUACUUGUGGAACAAUUCCGACGUGCAAACUAUGUGUGAAAAAGAAUCGGCAGCUUUAGAAUAUUCAAAGAAGUCAUACAGCCAUCUGCAAGAUAUACCAGUCCUUAGCAAAAGAUCUCGGAUAUUCUUCAGAAAUAUUUAUUGUGCCAUUUGCAAUUAUGAUACAGACAUUGUGACUUGGAAGUCUUUCAUGUACUGUAAUGGUGAUUCUUCAAGAGAGUCUGUGAACAAAGAACAAGACGUUUAUGAUUUUUCUUCAGCUGUAUAUAGUACCAGAGAUCAGAACUUCAAGCGCGUUAAAGUUGGCGGUAAGCUUAAAAAUUGUCGGCUCGUCAUAAAUGAUUUCAAACUAAGUUCACUUUUGGAGUAUCAGGCUAGACUUUGUAAGCCUAUGAUUGAUAACUGCUUACCUGGUUCACCAAGCGAAUUGGAGUUAAAAUGCAGGUCUUUCACAUCAUUUGUGUACGAGAUUUCCUUUCAGUCAACGAGAAAGGUUUACAAAAACUUUUAUUGUGCCCUCUGUAAUCAAGGAUCUGUGAAUAAGUUGAGAUGUAAAGAUCCUGAAUAUCCCAUAAUUCAUGGGCCACAAACUGGCAGAGGCGACCUUUCUUGGCUUUUCGACUUCAACUUCGUGAAUGACGGUAGCAAUCAAGUAGGAGACAAAAACCCGUGUCGCUUGAGAGAAGGUAAAAUAUGGGAUCCGUUGUUGAAAAGAUGCGAACAAUUUGUUUGUGGAUCCCUUUAUGUUAGAGAAGGCUCGAAAUGUGUGCCGAAAAAUUUCUCAGAAACUGAAAAUCCUUCUAAAGGCAUUAAAAGUGAUUGUCCAAAGAGAAUACUCACAAAAGAAAUGUUCACCCUUACAAAUAACGGUAGUUUUUACGUGAAUUACUCCAAUACCUUUUUAAAGCAAGAGGAAUACGAAAUAUACGAGAAAAAUGGCGAAGAUGUAAUUAGAAUUGCUAUUUGUGCGAAGGAAUUGUAUUUGUUGCCCAUGACGAGCGUUUACUUGUUGCUAUCCGAAAUAACGUUAAGUCUUUCAAUUAUUUGUUUGGUGCUAAACAUUAGUGUUUAUACAAUUUUAAAGGAGCUUAGAAAUGGACCUGGGAAAAUCCUUAUGUCUCUAUCUUUGUCGUUGCUUUGUGGCCAUUUCUUUUUACUGACUGGAACUCAUUUUGCAGAGGUGAAUUGGUUGUGCUACUUUGCAGCUGUAGCAACACAUUUUGGAUACAUCGCUUCGUUUUGUUGGAUGACCGUAAUGGCUUUUGAUAUUCACAGGACAUUUUCGGCUACACAGAGGAGAAAUUCGAAGCACAAGCCAUUUUUUAAUUAUUCCUUAUACUCUUGGAUAUCUUCUUUGAGUUUAGUUGUUGUUAGUGUGACAAUGGAUAACUCAUUAGACAAAGACUUCGAAUUUCGCCCUAAAUAUGGAGAGCCAAUUUGUUGGUUCAAUAACAAGAAAGGAUUAUUAAUGUUUUUUAUCAUACCAGUAUUAGUACUGUUGGUGAGUAAUAUUACAUUCUUCUCACUAACAGCAUUUUACUUGCACAAAAUAUCUCGGCAAACAAAAAUGGUGAACAACUUUUCUGAUCGAACGAGAUACCUUUUAUACAUCAAGCUAACAGUCGUUCUAGGACUUGCAUGGCUUUUGGGGUUUUUUGCCGGUAUCACAGGCAUCAAUGCCCUUUGGUACCCUUUCAUUAUUCUGAAUGGGCUACAGGGUGUUUUUAUAUUUGUUGCUUUCACAUGCAAAGUCAAAAUAUUUCACAAAUUGGCGAUUAAAUUUAAAAUACGGUCCAGUUCUUACACAAUGGGGAAACAAAGUGCCCUCAAAAAAGCCAUGUACAGCAGCUUAUCUAAUUUAUCCACUCUUGGCACAACGCUUACGUCACAAAUUAUUUCUGCUGUUGAGAAACCACCAGGUAUGCUGAAAGCUGUGCGAAAAAUAAAUCCGGAUGAACUGUGA
This is a messenger RNA of Uloborus diversus, 2361 nucleotides long. RefSeq lists its product as uncharacterized. The transcript has a single exon. Gene Ontology annotation, biological process: cell surface receptor signaling pathway; G protein-coupled receptor signaling pathway. Bases 1 to 2361 code for a protein of 786 amino acids. NCBI's taxonomy places the organism in Eukaryota, Metazoa, Arthropoda, Arachnida, Araneae, Uloboridae. The record is from RefSeq and is a predicted model, not a curated record. Gene Ontology annotation, cellular component: membrane. Gene Ontology annotation, molecular function: G protein-coupled receptor activity.